AUGGCGGGAACGCUACGUCGCUACUUCACGGCAGCGUCCGCGGCGUUCACGUGCAUCCGGAACGACACGCAGCUGCUGCAGAAGUCGCAGCACUUAUACGAUCAACUUGUGCCAUCAGCUGCGCGCACGAACGUGGACGAAAGCGCUGUGCGCAGUGGAGAGAUCGACUCUGAUCAGAUUUGGGCUUUGGUGGCUGUGGUAGCUACUGGAAUGACGCAGGAGCUUGCAAACGAGGCCGAAGAAGAAGGAGGUGGAGAGAGCGAAGAAGGAGAGGGAUCGAAGGCGGUGAAGUGGACUCUUGUGCAGCUUUUGGCCGAAGCAGGUGUUGGGGUGCAGGAGUUCUUGCGCUACUUCACGAGUCUGUUCAACCGCCUGCUGUUGGAGCCCCGACUGCUCGCGGCCACAACGCUGCUCAAGACGGAGUUCACCAUUGACACGCUACUGUUUGAAAAGUACCGUGUGCUUUGGCGAACGUCGAUGCAGACGGACUCGACGCAAACGAGAGACCACGCGACACCGCUGCACGGACCGUUUUCAAACCCGGAACCCGAGCAGCCAGUGGCUGACGACGAGCUGCAGACUGGUGCGGAGGUACAGUCUCGCCAUCGACUGUUAUUUGAAGGAGGGUGGGUGCUGUUUCUACUGGCGAAACGGAGACUGACAAGACAGUAUUCUGGACUCGGACAACUCUACACAUUGCUCUUGGCGACCCUUCAUUUGGUGCUCACUAAUGCGACUCGGACGGCUCACGUGACUGUGGAGGCGGAAGUUGCUGCAGCGCUGAGUGCACUGGGAGACCUGGGCGAGGGAAGAGUGUCGCCAAUGAAGUCGAAAGCUGAAGGAAAAACGAGUGCGCAGAUUCUAAACACUUUGUGUGCAGCGCCGAGAAUCAAUUCAGCUGACGUCUUGCGCGCAUCUGACCACUUGGAACUUGUUCUGCAGCAGCUGAGCAAGGAAGGUGUGGUGCAGCACGGGGCUAGGGAACUCGCGGUGUCGAGAAUGACACUAUUUGGUGAUGCUGUGCUUGCAGAGAACGUGACGCGGCUGUCGGAGAAGUAUGAGCAGCAAUAUCUCGACCGCUGCGGCAGUCUAGACGAGCGCUUCUUUCUAGACACACACAUUCGACAGACCAUCAUGGGGGCGAACGUUGCUGGACAAACGGGUAAAGGCGGUAGCGAGUCCACGACGGCAUCAAGUGGUGGAUUGAGUACAAGCCGAGGCGUUCCGCAUGAUAUGCUGUCCCCUGUGCGGCGCAACAUGGUGGCUAGACGACGAGGCAAUGGUUGUACUCCUGUCACAAGAGGAAUGGUGACACCCCCUCGACACCGUCAGCAUCCUUUCCACGGUCGUGUAAAUUCGCCGUUGAUGCAUUCAUGGCAGUGGCAAGGUUCGCCUGGAGGAAAACACAGGUCUUCUGCCGAUGCAAGUCUUCGCUUAUCGCCGUGCUUUCUCCGAACGCCGAUUACUUCAGCUGUAGAGACAAACAACUGGGUGCGGGAUACACUGUCAAGCUCAAUGUCGACACCCGUAACGCCACAGCUUCAUCGGCUCUUUGCUGAUUGUGUAGUGGACCCGACAGAGCGUAUUGCGCGUGUAUUGCGUGACCACUCGGAACUGCUGUUGGCAGCACGCAAGACAGGUCGGGUUACAUCGGGUAACACUUGUCCGACAUCGUUGACGGUGGUUGGAGAUAACGAAGACGACGUCAAUGAUGACAAAAGUGACACACCAUUUUUGUCGGGCGUGGAUGACAGCUUGAAUCGGACGAAAAGCCUGACCGUCGUGCUUUUUUACCGAGUGCUGGAGUCAUUGCUACUGUCAGAGCGCGAGCGACUACGCACGAACGACUUUUCCAAGCUGCUCAACAACGAAGUAUUCCUCGCGGCGUUGUUUGCAUGCAGCGCCGAGGUGGUGCUCAAAGCCCACUCGCUUAUCACGAUUUCGUACCCGUUUUUGCUCGCGCACUUGCACGUAAACGCUUUUCAUUUCGUGACCACGAGCGAAAGCUUUGUCAAGUACGCUCCGAGCCUGCCUUCUGGUUUAAAAAAGCACAUGGGUGACGUGAAGAACUGCGUAUUGGACUCGCUGGUCUGGAAAUCAGAUUCUGCGCUGUACCAGCUUCUUGCUGGAGCUCGACGCUCCGCCAGCUCUUUCGGUACAGCUGCUUCCCCGAGUACCCAAAGCUUAACAGACCGUUCGAACAAGGCUGGUAGUAAUGGUGUUCUGCAUGCGCCUGUGCUUCGUCUCUUUUUCCGGAUGGUGUUUACCUGCGCAGCAUCCAGGAUUCAUGAGCUCUGCAAUAUGUUGGGCUUGGACUCGGCGGACCAAAACCAGAUCUGGACUGCAGUGAAGGAAUGUAUCACAUCACACCAAGAGCUUCUGCGAGACCGUCACUUGGAUUUGAUCAUACUGUGCAACAUCUAUGCCGUAUGCAAAGUGUCGCGUGGCCCGGACGUUUCUCGUGCGGCGGCGACCAUGUCCUUCAAGCGCUUGCUGGCAUGCUACAGGCAGCUUACCCGGCAGUUUCGGACCGGCACGACUUUGGCAAGUGCAAGUCCGCUUGUUUCGUCGCGCAACAGCGAAGGUGUGACGCACGACAUCGUUCUUGACGCCAAGGGUUCUCGGGGAGACAUUAUCAAGUUUUACAACCGGUGUUACAUCACGUCCAUGAAGAGCUUCAUACUGCAGUUUCAGUUCCAAGAGUCACAAAUGGCGGCAGCUGAUGCUGUCGUUGCGGAGGCCUCGAAAGGGUCUCGAGUGCUAACGCCAGGAUUCUCUUCCAGCAAGUGUAACAUGGGCGUGGCAGAAUCUACUUCGGACGCAGAAUGUAUUGCACGAGCUGCAUCGGAAGCUGUUCAGCAGCUUUUUCAACCUCACGGCAACCCCAGCAUCGACACCCGUGGCCGAAGCAGCAUACCCCCGAGCACGCCACCUCGUCCCACUUGCCGCGGUGUGCGAUCGUUGUCUUUUGCUUCGUCGCCAGCCGCAUCGGCGCUGCAGAUGUUCACUACAGCCGAAGUGCAAGCGCUGCCUGUAGCAAUGUACCAGGUAUCACCCAAGCGCGUCGAGUCCUCGAACGUGUACAUGUCUCCAUUGCAACAAGUACGACUGGAUCGGCGGUCGCAGCUAACACCACGUUCUCAUGCUCUUUAUGCGAUCGGCGAGAGCCCCGCGCGGGACCUCGCGUUGAUCAACCGCGCAGUGAACACAGUACCUGCUAAUCUGCGUCGUGUACAUGCCCCCGACUUUGUGCUGGAAAGCGACACCGAACAGGGCGGCAUGAGCGCCAGCCGCCGUAUCAAUCCUGUCCGCAAAAAACAGAAGACAGCGUCGUAG
Molecule: messenger RNA, 3336 nt
Organism: Hyaloperonospora brassicae
Lineage: Eukaryota; Oomycota; Peronosporomycetes; Peronosporales; Peronosporaceae
Source: the annotation of a GenBank genome assembly